This is a messenger RNA of Euleptes europaea (tarantolino), 1426 nucleotides long. Its product is annotated as methanethiol oxidase-like. Gene Ontology annotation, molecular function: selenium binding; protein binding. The coding region runs from base 1 to 1416 and encodes 471 amino acids. The transcript is spliced from 12 exons. The record is from RefSeq and is a predicted model, not a curated record. Lineage: Eukaryota; Metazoa; Chordata; Lepidosauria; Squamata; Sphaerodactylidae.
AUGGCGAAAUGCGGAGCGUGCGGUCCCGGGUACAAAACUCCCCUGGAGGCGAUGAAAGGUCCCAGGGAAGAGAUUGUGUACCUGCCCUGUAUCUACAGGACCACUGGAAUCCAGAAGCCGGACUACUUAGCCACGGUUGACGUGGACCCCAAGUCUCCAACCUACUGCCAGGUCAUCCAUCGCUUGCCUAUGCCCAACGUCAACGAUGAGCUCCAUCACACCGGGUGGAACGCCUGCAGCAGUUGCUUCGGGGACACCACCAAGAAGCGGAACCGACUCAUCCUCCCCUGCCUGAUCUCUUCCCGGAUCUAUGUGGUGGACACGGGCACCGACCUGCGAGCUCCCAGGCUCCAUAAGGUAAUCGAGCCCGUGGAUUUAUACUGGAACUGCAACCUGGCCAAUCCACACACCAGUCAUUGCUUGGGCAGUGGCGAAAUCAUGAUCAGCGCCAUGGGAGACCCUUCAGGCAACGGGAAAGGUGGCUUUGUCCUGUUGGACGGGGAGACCUUCGAGGUCAAGGGCAACUGGGAAAAAGGCCCCCAGGUUCCCCCGCUCGGCUACGACUUCUGGUACCAGCCAAGACACAACGUCCUGAUGAGCACCGAAUGGGGAGUGCCCAAACGCCUGGCACAUGGGUUUAAUCCGGCCGACUUGGAGAAAGGCUGCUACGGUGGUAAAAUUCAUGUGUGGGACUGGACCACCCAUGAGCUCAUCCAGUCCGUCGAUGUGGGGAAGAACUCCAUCCCACUCGAAAUCCGCUUCCUCCACGAUCCGGAUGCUUCGCAUGGGUUCGUCGGCUGCGCCCUCAGCAGCGCGGUCCAUCGUUUCUACAAGACUGAGAAUGGGACGUGGGCAGCAGAGAAGGUGAUCGAGGUGCCCAAGAAGAAGGUGAAAGGGUGGCUUCUUGAUGACAUGCCAGGUCUCAUCACGGACAUCCUGAUAUCCCUGGACGACAAGUACUUAUAUUUCAGCAACUGGCUCCAUGGAGACAUUCGGCAGUAUGAUAUCAGCAACCCCCGGAAGCCCAAACUGGUCGGCCAGGUUUUUGUGGGAGGCAGCAUCGCAAAAGGAGGGCCGGUCACCGUGAUUCAGGACCAGGAGCUGGAUUGCCAGCCCGACCCCUUUGUGAUCCAGGGAAAGCGGAUUAAAGGCGGUCCGCAAAUGAUCCAGCUAAGCCUGGACGGCCAGCGGCUGUACGUGUCCACCUCCCUUUUCAGCGGCUGGGACAAGCAGUUCUACCCCGAAAUGGUCAAGGAAGGUUCUGUCAUGUUGCAAGUCGACGUGGACACGGAGAAAGGCGGCUUGAAAGUGAACGAGAAGUUCCUCGUGGAUUUCGGGAAGGAGCCGCACGGGCCAGCCCUCGCCCACGAGAUCCGCUACCCGGGUGGAGACACAACCUCUGACAUCUGGAUCUAAACGAAGGCCU